CUCUGUGAGCGGGCGUUCAUCCCCCUGCAGGUGCCUGGAUCUCUGCAGCUCCUGCUCAUUGCUACGACAGUGGCUGCACGUGGUCAGGGCUGUGCUUGAGAACUGCCACGGGAAGAGUCAUCCUCCUCCUCCUCCUCCUCCAAGGGUCUCACCUCGUCAGCUGGAGAGGUGACUGAGGCUUGGUUGCCUGCUUCCACCAAAGAUAGCAUCCAUCUCAGCCCCGUGCUACUCCCUAAGGUGGUAAUGUCCUCAUCAUCCUCUUCAGAGCUGGAGAUGGAGAUCUUCCAGUACAUUGAUGGACAUCAAAGUGAUUUCAUCAAGGAUCUUAAGGAAUGGGUGGCUGUGCAAAGUGAUUCUGUUCAACCAGAUCUGAGGAAAGAAGUAAUACGAAUGAUGGUGUUGGCAGCAGACAGACUUGCAGCGCUGGGAGCCACUGUUAAUUCAGUAAACCUGGGGUCACAUCAGUUGCCUGAUGGUCAGGACCUCCCACUGCCUCCUGUGAUUCUUGGGGAACUGGGGAAGGAUCCACAAAACCCCACUGUAUGUUUCUACGGUCACGUGGAUGUGCAGCCUGCCAAAAAGGAAGAUGGCUGGAAAACUGACCCUUACACGCUGACUGAAAUCGAUGGAAAUCUCUAUGGGCGUGGAGCAACAGAUAAUAAAGGACCUGUCCUAGCUUGGAUAAAUGCAGUGGAAACAUUUAGAGCUUUGAAAUUAGCUAUGCCAGUGAACUUCAAGUUUGUAAUUGAAGGCAUGGAAGAAGCAGGGUCCUUGGGGCUAGAAAAGUUACUCGAAGAAGAAAACCAGUGCUUUUUCUCUGAUGUUGAUUAUAUUGUGAUUUCGGACAACGUCUGGCUCAGCAACAAGAAGCCUGCCCUUACCUAUGGGAGUCGGGGAAAUGCCUGCUUCUUUGUGGAGGUUGAAUGUGGCGGGAAGGACCUUCACUCUGGAACUUUUGGAGGCAUCAUUCAUGAGCCGCUGACGGACCUGAUAGCUCUGCUGGACAGCCUUGUGGAUCCCACAGGUCAUAUUCAGAUCCCUGGAAUCUACGACAGCGUUGCUGCCCUGACAGAAAAGGAGAGGAAAUUAUAUGAAUCGAUUGAAUUUGAUCUAGAGGAACAUAAAAAGAAUAGUGGCGUGAAAAAAUUCCUCUAUGGCACCAAGGAAGAAAUACUUCUACACCUGUGGCAUUACCCUUCUCUCUCUAUUCAUGGGAUUGAAGGAGCUUUUCAUGAACCAGGAAUUAAAACAGUCAUUCCGGCAAAAGUCAUUGGCAAAUUCUCAAUCCGUCAGGUCCCCCACAUGGACCUUUCGGUUGUGAAACAACAGGUGGUGGAGCACUUGGAGGGUGUCUUUUCCAGGAGGAACAGUCCAAACAAACUGAAAGUGUCUAUGCCUUUGGGUGCAAAGCCCUGGCUUGCUGAUGUUAAUGAUCCACUAUAUAAAGCAGCAAGAAGGGCAAUAAAAAAAGUUUUUGGAGAAGAUCCAGAUUUUAUUCGGGAUGGUUCAACAGUUCCUGUUGCCAGAAUGUUUCAGACCAUAACGCAGAAAAGUGUGAUCAUGUUUCCGAUCGGAGCAGCCGAUGAUGGGGAGCACUCCCAGAAUGAAAAAAUAAGCAGACACAACUACAUUGAAGGAACCAAAGUGUUUGCAGUGUUUUUCCUGGAGAUAUCAAAGCUACAUCAGCACUUACAUGAAACUUCCAACACGGAGAUUAAGAACUGACAGACCACCACAACAAAAUCAGCAAAGCACUUUUUUAGUCUUAGGCUUUCUAACUUCCCGAUCUGGAAAAACAUAUAAAUUACAUAUUCAGUGGGUCUGAAUUGGUGGAAAAAAUAAAUGCCAUGCUAUUAAUUGGCAUACUACUAAAUGGCAUGCAUCUGUGAUCCAGUCAAUCAAGUGAUCUUAUCCCUAAUGCUAUAAAAUAGGCUUAGGGACAAUUCAUUCUUGUUGAGUGGAAUAUGUUACAUUUUAGUUUUAAAAUUCAGGGCAAAGGAAAUUUUUGCAUUUAUUUUAUUAAAAUUACUUUAUUUCUGUUUUGUAGUAUCACCAUGUUCAUGCUGCCUAGCUCGUAUUCCAGUUUCUGAAUAUGAGCAAUACACAACCCUGUAGUUUCCUCUUAACUACAUACAAAAUUUCAUUAUGUAAUUGUCUGAAGAAAGACCCACUAUCAAGUUAAUCUCUUCCCUGUCCUUCACGGAAGGCUGUAAAUAGGAAAUGCAGUACAAUUAGCUUGCUGAAUUUGAUGUGAAGACUUGCCUAUGAACAUCCAUUUAUGGGAAUAAUCACUGAGGUCAAUAGAACUGCAAUAGUAAAUAAACAUUUCCAGGUCUGGAUUCUGCUUUGUCCCCCCAUUUAGUCCAAAUCUGCUCUAAUUGUGCUGUAAGCACAGUUUUAGGAAUCACUACAUAAUAUGUUUCCUUCGUGUGACUUUCUUUUUGUACAAUAGAAAAAAGUUUUUGUAAACAUCUGUUCCAGCCAAAGUCUGUCAUCAGAAGGGCAUUUUUCCACCCAAUUAGCAACUGGUUGUUGUUAAUUACUUUUAAAGCAUCAGUUUACAUUGUUCUAAUUAUCAGAGGCAAAUGAUAUAUUUUGAAAUGAAAACAAUAGUUGAGAGCUCUGUUUGCUGUUUAGGCAAAACACCUACUACAAAUCACACAACUCAAAUCUGUAUUUUUUUAAUUUCAAAAUGUGAUUUUUACCAUAACACAUAGUUAAUUUGUGCAACCAAAACAACUGAACCAGAUUUAACCAAAAACUUAGUAGUGUUAUCCCUACUGCUAAAACAAAUUACAUGAAUUAAAUUACAGAAAGUAGUUGCUAUCUUUCUUUUCUCUCCUGCUAUCUCCCUGCAAGAAUAAAGGUGACUAAGAGCAUAA
Messenger RNA from Harpia harpyja (harpy eagle), 2882 nucleotides. RefSeq names its product carnosine dipeptidase 1 (gene CNDP1). The transcript is spliced from 12 exons. Gene Ontology annotation, molecular function: metallodipeptidase activity. Gene Ontology annotation, biological process: proteolysis. The coding region runs from base 244 to 1725 and encodes 493 amino acids. The record is from RefSeq and is a predicted model, not a curated record. Gene Ontology annotation, cellular component: cytosol. NCBI's taxonomy places the organism in Eukaryota, Metazoa, Chordata, Aves, Accipitriformes, Accipitridae.